Messenger RNA from Megalops cyprinoides (Indo-Pacific tarpon), 753 nucleotides. Its product is annotated as ubiquitin-like protein FUBI. Bases 78 to 479 code for a protein of 133 amino acids. Gene Ontology annotation, cellular component: ribosome; cytosolic small ribosomal subunit. The record is from RefSeq and is a predicted model, not a curated record. Gene Ontology annotation, molecular function: protein binding; structural constituent of ribosome. NCBI's taxonomy places the organism in Eukaryota, Metazoa, Chordata, Actinopteri, Elopiformes, Megalopidae. The transcript has 5 exons. Gene Ontology annotation, biological process: translation.
ACGCACAUGCGCGCAUAUGCAACGCUGAAAAGGCCUUUUCGUCGUCCGGCGUGGAGAGAGACGCAGUGAGACUCAAGAUGCAGCUGUUCGUACGCGCCCAGAAUACCCACACCCUUCACCUGACUGGCCAGGAGACAGUCGGGGAUAUCAAGGCUCAUGUCCAGGCUUUGGAGGGACUGGCAGUGGAGGAUCAGGUGCUGCUGCUGGCUGGUACACCCCUGGAAGAUGGUGCUGUCCUGGAACAGUGCGAUGUCUCUGAGAACUGCACUCUGGAAGUGACUGCCAGGCUCCUGGGAGGUAAGGUCCACGGAUCUCUGGCUCGUGCUGGAAAAGUACGGGGACAGACACCCAAGGUGGACAAACAGGAGAAGAAGAAGAAGAAGACUGGCCGUGCCAAGCGCCGCAUUCAGUACAACCGCCGCUUCGUCAACGUGGUGCCCACAUUCGGCAAGAAGAAGGGCCCCAACGCCAACUCCUAAACCUCCAUAACCCCCUGACCCCCAGCUGAGCGAAGGGCCAGAGAGCACGUGCAAGCUUCUAGUGUGCUUUCCAGGGCCAAUAGAGGGAAAAAAAACCUAACCUCUGGCACCAAAUAUGGAUUGUGCUGAUCUAAACAUGGUGUCUUGCUUCAUGAUUUCAUCGGGAUUCUUUCACAGUUGUGAAGUUUGAUUUGAGGAUGUGAGUGUGAUCACAAAAUCAGAUCUGUACUGUAUGUUUGCAAGAAUCAAAAUAAAGUACACCUGUUAAAGCAGA